Aspergillus lentulus is the source of this 408-nucleotide messenger RNA. The record is from RefSeq and is a predicted model, not a curated record. NCBI's taxonomy places the organism in Eukaryota, Fungi, Ascomycota, Eurotiomycetes, Eurotiales, Aspergillaceae.
AUGGCCCACCCAUCCCCCUCCGCUGCGAACGAGAGCACCCUCCAGCAACAAGUGAUGUCACGCAGUGUUCCCGAUGCCUUAAUCGAGCAGACUACCACUGUCAAUCCUCGACCUGGCGCCGGCGGCACUACGACUUCCGGCCUGGUGAUUUCUGUCGGAGUCAGUCAUACCUGGCAUUAUGGCAGCCCCACCGCUACAGUUGCCGUCCAGAUCCCUACUGGAGUCAAUGAGACGCCCACGGUUGCGGUCCAAAUUCGCAACAAGCCAAAGCGCAGACGCAGGAAGAGACCGGAUAAGGCGGCCAGGAGGGCCCGAUUGGCCGCUGGGCGGACCAACUCUCUGGACCCUACCCCCGCAGCCGUGAAAACGGAGGAUACUGAUGAGAAUAUAAAGCGUGCGGCGCCGUGA